UUGUAUAUUUUGGUGUAUUUUUACAAAAGCAAAAAUAGUUGCCAUUUCCAUAACUUUACCAUCAUGGCUGAUGAGGGAGCGAAUCCGGAAAAAGAAGCAGAAAAGAAAAUCGUGCACACAUAUCCGCUUGUUAAGCAUUCAGAUAUGAACGAAGAAAUGCGCACAGAAGCUAUAGAGAUGAGUAUUACAGCUUGUGAAAAAUAUUCGAGCAAUUAUGAGCAAGCGGCACGUGUUAUCAAGGAAACCAUGGAUAAGAAGUUCGGUAUUUAUUGGCAUGUGGUUGUUGGUGAAGGCUUUGGAUUUGAAGUUUCCUACGAAACCAAAAAUAUUUUAUACCUUUUCUUCGGUGGAAAUUUAGCAAUUUUGCUAUGGAAAUGUUCAUAAUAACAAGAAACACAAAAACUGAAAUACAUGUGUGACCGUGUGUACGUAAAAACGUUACUAUGCAGAAAUCAGUUAAAAACGAAAUUACAUACUAUUACGUAAAGAAAAUAUAAUAAUAA
Molecule: messenger RNA, 503 nt
Organism: Bactrocera dorsalis (oriental fruit fly)
Lineage: Eukaryota; Metazoa; Arthropoda; Insecta; Diptera; Tephritidae
Product: dynein axonemal light chain 4
Exons: 3
Coding region: 64-384 (106 amino acids)
Biological process (GO): microtubule-based process
Cellular component (GO): dynein complex
Molecular function (GO): dynein intermediate chain binding; dynein light intermediate chain binding
Source: RefSeq, a predicted model, not a curated record